Messenger RNA from Pseudozyma hubeiensis SY62, 1962 nucleotides. RefSeq names its product Na(+)/H(+) antiporter. NCBI's taxonomy places the organism in Eukaryota, Fungi, Basidiomycota, Ustilaginomycetes, Ustilaginales, Ustilaginaceae. The record is from RefSeq and is a predicted model, not a curated record. Gene Ontology annotation, cellular component: plasma membrane. Gene Ontology annotation, molecular function: sodium:proton antiporter activity. The coding region runs from base 1 to 1962 and encodes 653 amino acids. The transcript has a single exon. Gene Ontology annotation, biological process: sodium ion export across plasma membrane; proton export across plasma membrane; regulation of membrane potential.
AUGGGUCUCGAGCUUGAGAUCACCACGCUCAAUCUCCUCUGUACCGCCUUUGGUCUCUUCUUCCUCCCAUAUGGUACUUUCUCGUAUCUCAUCAAAGAGCGUCUCUUCCUCGGCGAGGCGCCGCUUGCCGUGCUCAUCGGUAUCGGUUUGGGUCCCUAUGGUCUCGGUGGCAUCUUCAACUGGGCUUCCAAAGAAGUCGCCAUCGACGAGAUCUCCCUUGGACUAUGUCGAGUCGUCAUCGGAAUCCAGCUCACGCUGGUCGGUGUGCAGCUUCCGUACAAGUACCCUUGGAUCGAGCUGCGCAGUCUGGUAAUUUUGCUCAUCCCUAUCAUGACGGUCAUGUGGCUCGCAACCACGCUCUGCAUCUGGCUCGUCAUCCCAUCGCUACCGGUUCUGGCAGGGUUGGUGAUUGCGACUUCUGCUACACCUACCGAUCCGGUUCUGUCGAAUGCGAUCGUUAAGGGCGCCUUUGCAGAUCAGUACGUUUCUCCACGCAUUCGUAACUUGAUCUCGGCAGAGAGUGGAGCCAACGAUGGCUUUGGCUACCCUUUCCUCUUCCUCGCUGUCCAUCUCCUCAAGUACGAGAGCACAACUCAGGCUCUUACAGCGUGGAUCUUUGAAACCUGCCUGUAUACUGUCGGAGGUGCCAUCGUUUAUGGCAUCGUAGUGGGCUACGUCUCUCGAAAACUCAUCGAGUUCUCCACAGAUCGCAACCUGAUUGACAAGGAAAGCUUCUUGCUCUUCGGUUCAGCCAUGGGUGUUUUGAUCAUUGGAUCAGGUGGAGUGCUACAGAUCGACGAUUUGCUGGCCGCUUUCGUCGCAGGAAAUGCUCUCUCAUGGACCGAUUUCUACAGGGAGCAGUGCGAGGAAUCGGAAGUGGACAACAGUCUCGACCUGCUACUCAAUCUCGUCUUCUUCAGCUUUCUCGGCGCUACUAUCCCAUGGAAUGCCUUCAACGACCCCGACAACGGAAUCACACCAGGACGGCUAGUGCUCUUGUGCAUCCUCGUGCUCUUGUUCCGACGACUGCCGGCGAUGCUAGCAUUCUACCGCUACGUUCCGACACUUCACGAUGUCUCGGAAGCAUGCUUUGUAGGGUACUUUGCUCCUAUCGGUGCCGGUGCGCUGUUCUAUCUCGGCGUCAUCUUGGACGAGUUCAAGCCAGAGGACCCUUCACCUGUAGCGGAACGUAUUCGAAUAUUGGCGAAACCGAUCACGUAUGCGCUCAUUCUGUCUUCGAUCAUCGGCCACUCUCUCGCCAUACCGUUGGUCAAGAUCGCGUUCAGUUACUUUGACGUCAAAUCGAUCAAGCUUGCUGGCGAGUCUGAUUCGGAAGACGAUGGUAAGGAAGAGGAUGAUGAGAGCGAUGGAGAGUCUCUAGGCGGGGACAGCGAUGCCGACGGUGCGGAUGAGGCUGUUGGUUCUCGCGACUAUGCUCGACCUGUUCGCAAUGGAAGGGAGGAGGAGCAAACGGAGAAUGCGUACGAACGAGGAGCGCAUCUCGAUCCACGUCAAUCGCACCGCUCGACCGAUUCUCGACGCAGCUCGCGUGCAGACAGCGAACAUUCGGGGUCGUUCCAACAUUCGAGCGUGCAUCGUCCGGAGCACCAUCAUCGCACGAGUCACAGGGAAGAUGAAGAGACGAGCGGCGCGUAUCACAAUGACGGAUCUUGGGACGACCACGCUUCGUGGCGCGUGUCGAGUGGUCACAAGUUGGGUCCGCAUCAUCGGUUGAGGAGGAACGAGCAGACGGGUCUGCUCGAAUUGGAUCCGCGAGUGUAUACAGUGGACCAUGGAGCGCCGUCGCACUCGCGACGACGUGGCGGUGGGGGUGGAAGGGCGAGGAGUGGCAGUCGGGUGAGGACUGGGCGAGGGAGCGGGGACGAUUCUCAGGGGUUGCUGGAGGAGGGCCGUCGUCGGAUAGGGUAUGGCGCUUCGUAUGGUAGCACGGACGAUCGCUGA